Molecule: messenger RNA, 3369 nt
Organism: Cadophora gregata
Lineage: Eukaryota; Fungi; Ascomycota; Leotiomycetes; Helotiales; Ploettnerulaceae
Exons: 6
Coding region: 409-3138 (909 amino acids)
Biological process (GO): carbohydrate metabolic process; glycoprotein catabolic process
Molecular function (GO): beta-mannosidase activity
Source: RefSeq, a predicted model, not a curated record
CGGACCCAAAUCUUCCGCUCCAAAUACGGCAAGCCGCAGAACAAUCAAGCUCAAGCUUCCUCAGAGCAACUCUGGGUGCGCAUAUUCGCUGUACAAUGUAUGGCUCUUUCCACAGCAUUACAACCCCCACUUUCUGUUUAUGGAAGGGAGUUCCAGGUAAACAACUGGGGUGGGGGGUUUCGGGCGUACUCGUACCCCGCUACAACCACAACCCCGCCAUUCAUGUGUGAUACCCUGAACUAGGCUCUGUACUUGCUUCUCUUUUAUAUACUACACCUGCCCUUUCUCUGAGGUUCUGAGCCGAAUGAUCUUGCCCUGUUAUUUCGUAAUUCGUCAAGUCAAGUGCCUCUUAUCAAAUAUAUAUCUCGCCAAACAUAAUUUUCUCGGACUCUCCUCUUAUUUCUCAACAUGUCGCCUCUCACUCGCACAGCCAUUGCCAAAAACUGGAUAUUCCGCCAAACCACAAACCUCAACUCCUCCUGCGCAUCUUCAUGGCUACCUGUAUCCCAAUUUCCCACCGUAGCUCACAUCGACCUCCUCCAUCACAAACUAAUCCCCGAUCCUUACCUCGACACCAACGAGCUUGACUGCCUCUGGGUUAACGACGCAGAUUUCACAUAUCGAACCACAUUUCCCUCGCCUCUUCUCACUUCCAGUGAUUCCUCAGCUCUCUCCCAGUCAAAUGCCGAGCUGGUUUUUGACGGGCUUGACACCAUCGUCGCCGUCUACUUCAACGGCGAGAAAGUGCUCGAAGGUCGUGACAUGCACCUUUCGUACCGAGUCGAUGUCACGAGACUUCUGAAGAAAGAUGGAGAGGAGAAUGAGUUGGAGUUGAGGUUCAGCAAUGCACCUGCGUACGCGAAGAGUGAGAUGAAGAGGAUUGGUUAUAAGGGAAAUGGGACAGAUGUACAUUUUGGAGGACCGGAGAGGCUGUUCGUGAGGAAGGCGCAAUAUCAUUGGGGGUGGGAUUGGGGCCCAGCCCUUAACACCAGUGGACCAUGGAAAGAGAUCUGGCUCGAGACCUUCACAGAACGCAUCUCCCAAUUCCUCGUUCGCCAGUCCGUGUCUGAGGACCUCUCCAAUGCAACCAUCACCAUCAACGGUACCACAUCCUCCGCCAAACCCUCUAGUACCAUCAUCCUCACAGUCAACUCCCCUGAAGGAUCUACUCUUCUAACACAAGAGACACCCGUCUCCUCCACCGGAGCAUUCAGCACCUCUCUCAAGGUCAAGAAACCAGAACUCUGGUACCCUUUCACAUACGGUGCUCAACCACUGUACACAGUGACAGCCGCCCUAAACUCCACAUCACAUACCCAAACCCGAACCAUUGGCCUCCGCCGGCUCCAACUCCUCCAACACCCUCUCACCUCCGCACCGGGAACAUCUUUCCUCUUUUCCAUAAACAAUGUCUCUAUCUUCUGCGGCGGUUCCUGCUGGAUUCCCGGCGACUAUCUCCUCCCACGGAUGACACCCUCUCGGUACUCCUCCUGGCUCAAACUCGCCAAGUCCGGAAACCAGUGCAUGAUUCGCGUCUGGGGCGGUGGGAUAGUGGAAAGCGACGAGUUCUAUAGGUUGUGUGAUGAGGAGGGGAUAUUGGUGUGGCAGGAUUUCUUGUUUGCAUGUGGGGAUUACCCGGCUGAGGAUGGGUUUGUGGAGUUAGUGAAGAAGGAGGCGGAGCAGCAAGUUGAGAGGGUGGGUCAUCAUGCGAGUUUGGUGAUUUGGGCGGGGAACAAUGAGGAUUAUAUGUUGGCGGAGAGGUGGGGGUGGGAGUAUGAUAUUGAUGAUCAAGAGGGACCAUGGGACAACACAAAUUUCCCAGCUAGGAAGAUAUACGAGAGAGUUCUACCAGAGGUAUGCGAACGAUUAGCUGGAGACGUGCCGUAUUGGCGAAGUAGUCCAUAUGGAGGCAAGACAAGCAACGAUAUCACAGUGGGAGAUACACAUAUCUGGGAUGUAUGGCACGGCCCCAUGGCGCCUUAUCAAGAGUACAAAGCCUACACAUCACGCUUCGUAUCGGAAUUUGGUUUCGAAUCUGCGCCUUCAAUACGCACACUACACAAAGCCAUCACCAACCCACGAGAGAGACAUUGGCAAUCCCUAACAUUCGAUGCCCACGACAAAGGUCCAAACCAUCAACGUCGCUACGGAAUGUACUCCGGCGAAAACUUCCGCUUCCGCUUUAACCCCCUCAAGGACUUCAUCUACAGCACCCAAUUCCUGCAAGCCGAAGCCAUGAAAUACGCCUACAACCACUGGCGGCGCGCCUUCGGCCCUCCCGGCUCCGAACUCUGCUCCGGCAUCCUCGUCUGGCAACUAAACGACAUCUGGCCCGGCACAUCCUGGGCCCUGGUCGACAGUUCCCUGUCCCUCAAACCCAGCUUCCACAUCACCAAGCGGGCGCUCGCGCCCGUCGUCGUCGGGAUAGAGAGACUCGUCACCAGCGAACCGAAUUACAUGGUAACGUCUUACCCAGCGAGUCGGACCCGCGCGGCGAUCUGGGCGGUCAAUGGACGCACUUCCGCUUUGGCAGCGGUAUUGCAUCUUUCAGCGUAUGAUAUCGAGACGGGGAGGGAGAUUCUUCUACCAGGUGAUGUAGCCGAGAGGAAGAUUGUGCUGAGGCCGAAUCAGACGACGGAGAUUGUGGAAGGGGUGGAUAUACCGCGCGCGGACACGACUGUGCUGUAUGCUUCCCUGGUUUCUGAUCCUGAUUCUGAUCCCAACCCUGGAUCCAAGUCCGAGUCUGCCUUAAAAGGAGAGCAAGUCCAACUAGCGCGCUGGGUCGACUGGCCAGAACCAUUGAAGUUCAUCCAUUUCGCAAAAGAUGUAUCUGUUUCCGUCAAGCCAUCUACAGACGGUAGUUCUGUACUCCUGUCAGCAGAUCGACCGCUUAAAGGCGUCGUGCUGUCCAUCCCGCCAAAGGUAUCCACUUCCUCCAACGCAAACUUAGAAUGCAAUCCUUCCGAUGAAGAUAAAGAUAAAGAUGAAGACGCAGAUGCAGUCUGGGACGACAACUUCAUUGAUCUAGUUCCAGGGGAGGAGAUCCGCGUUGGUGUGAAGGGGUUGGAUGGCAGGGAGGAGAGGAUCGAGACGAGGUGGUUGUGCGAUUGGGAGGGGGAGGAGGGGUUUGAGUUGUGAGAUAUUUAUUAGCUGUGAGACUUUGAUAGGUUGGAAAGAUACUUGAGAAUAGGGCAGGGAGUGAAGAGAAUCUGCCGCCUUGCUUCGGCGCAGUCCGUACAUGACAGAAAGGCACCAGCAUGAACAAAGGUUGAUAGAAAGAGAUAUAUUGCGAACUACCAAAGACAGGGAGAGAAGCGGACAAAUUUUAUGAUUUGUUUUUUGAAUUAUUAAACUAUACUACACAAUAGU